GAUACGUCUAAAAGGUGUUAUUUCUAGGAUGAUCCAUUAGUGGCUAUAUAAACCGGUUCAGCUUCCUUUCCAUCGCAUGAGCUUUAGGACAAUAAUCUCUGGACUGAGGCCAUGAGUCGCAGCUUUCUUCCCUACUCAGCUUUCGCCCUCGUCGGCAUCGCUAUGGCCGAGCCAUUUUUGGCUCUCAACAGCGACUUUCCCGAUCCCAGUCUCAUAGAAACUUCCAGUGGAUACUAUGCAUUUGGUACAAGCGGCAACGGUGUUAAUGCUCAGGUCGCUACUUCGCCCGAUUUCAAUACCUGGACGCUGCUUUCCGGCACAGAUGCUCUACCAGGGCCAUUCCCUUCAUGGGUAGCUUCUUCUCCAACCGUUUGGGCACCCGAUGUCCUGGUCUUGGGUGAUGGAAGCUAUGUCAUGUACUUUUCAGCAGCAGCGGCGAGCGACUCGGGCAAGCACUGCGUUGGUGCUGCAACCGCAACCUCACCGGAAGGCCCUUAUGCCCCGGUUGAUAGCGUUCUAGCCUGCCCACUGGACCAAGGAGGUGCCAUUGACGCUAACGGAUUUAUUGACAGCGACGGCACGAUAUAUGUCGUAUACAAGGUCGAUGGAAACAGCCUUGAUGGCGAUGGUACAACACAUUCUACCCCUAUCAUGCUCCAGAAAUUGGAGUCAGAUGGAACAACUCCAACUGGCGACCCGGUCCAACUCAUCGACCGCUCCGAUCUCGAUGGACCUUUGAUCGAGGCCCCCAGUUUGCUUCUCUCCAAUGGCAUUUUUUAUCUCAGUUUCUCUUCAAACUGGUAUAACACUGAGUACUAUGACACUUCAUACGCCUAUGCGACGUCGAUUACUGGUCCUUGGACCAAGCAAUCCGCUCCUUACGCCCCCCUGCUAGUUACUGGAACAGGUACCAGCAACGAUGGCUCAUUGAGCGCUCCCGGGGGUGCUGAUUUCUCCACAGAUGGCACGAAAAUUUUGUUCCACGCAAACCUCAAUGGACAAGACAUCUCAGGUGGACGCGCAUUAUUCGCUGCUUCAAUUUCCGAGGCCAACGAUGUUGUCACAUUGCAAUAA
Molecule: messenger RNA, 1074 nt
Organism: Talaromyces stipitatus ATCC 10500
Lineage: Eukaryota; Fungi; Ascomycota; Eurotiomycetes; Eurotiales; Trichocomaceae
Product: endo xylanase, putative
Exons: 3
Coding region: 112-1074 (320 amino acids)
Biological process (GO): carbohydrate metabolic process
Molecular function (GO): hydrolase activity, hydrolyzing O-glycosyl compounds
Source: RefSeq, a predicted model, not a curated record